Messenger RNA from Engraulis encrasicolus (European anchovy), 855 nucleotides. RefSeq names its product dorsal root ganglia homeobox (gene drgx). Gene Ontology annotation, molecular function: DNA-binding transcription factor activity, RNA polymerase II-specific; RNA polymerase II transcription regulatory region sequence-specific DNA binding. Gene Ontology annotation, biological process: regulation of transcription by RNA polymerase II. The transcript has 6 exons. NCBI's taxonomy places the organism in Eukaryota, Metazoa, Chordata, Actinopteri, Clupeiformes, Engraulidae. The coding region runs from base 4 to 855 and encodes 283 amino acids. The record is from RefSeq and is a predicted model, not a curated record.
AAAAUGUUCUACUUCCACUGUCCGCCGCAACUGGACUCAAACUCACUGAACUCCGGUGGCUUCGGGUCGCAUGCAGCGGGGGAUUUCGAUGAUGGCUUCCUGAGACGCAAGCAGCGCAGGAACAGGACCACCUUUACGCUUCAGCAGCUGGAGGCCCUGGAGGCGGUGUUUUCCCAGACUCACUACCCUGACGUCUUCACGCGCGAGGAGCUGGCCAUGAAAAUCAACCUGACGGAGGCUCGUGUCCAGGUGUGGUUCCAGAACAGACGUGCUAAAUGGCGUAAGACGGAGCGUGGGGGUUCUGAUGGCGACGGCAGUAAGGAGGCGCUUGCGGACGGAACCACCACUCGGAACCUCAACCCCUCCCCCGCAGAACCCCCGCGACACAAGAAGGAACCGCUGGAGAUGCAGCAGAGUCUGAACAGGGCGGUGGUGCCAGGUGGAGCCUUCUUCCCCUCAUGUCUUCCCGGAACACUUCUGAACACAGCCACCUACGCCCAGGCCCUGUCACAGCUAAAAGGCGGUCCCCUCUGCUCUUGCUGUGUUCCGGACCCCAUGGGCCUGUCCUUCCUGCCUCCGUACGGUUGCCAGAGUAACCGGACAGCUAGUGUCGCCGCGCUGCGCAUGAAGGCGCGCGAACAUUCCGAGGCCGUUCUGCAGUCAGCCAACCUGAUGGGCCACGCCCCUGGCAUCGCCUCGGCACCGCAGCAAGCCCCGCCCAGCGACCCCUCGACCCCUAAAGCUGUUGCCCCCAUGGUUUCUACGGCAACCCUCGGCCAAGACAAGCGCCCCCUAGAGGACAAAGAGGACAAGAAGCACGAAGGCACUUUCAGCACCAGCACCGGGGCCAUCUGA